Molecule: messenger RNA, 799 nt
Organism: Pseudophryne corroboree (corroboree frog)
Lineage: Eukaryota; Metazoa; Chordata; Amphibia; Anura; Myobatrachidae
Gene: PUDP
Product: pseudouridine 5'-phosphatase
Exons: 4
Coding region: 16-711 (231 amino acids)
Molecular function (GO): phosphatase activity
Source: RefSeq, a predicted model, not a curated record
GCAGCAGCAGCAGCCAUGGCGCACUCAGCAAGCACGCUGCAGCCUGUCACCCACAUCCUCUUUGACAUGGACGGCCUCCUGCUCGAUACAGAACGCCUUUACACAGUAGUAUUUCAGGAAAUCUGUGACCAAUUUGGGAAAAAGUACACAUGGGAUGUGAAAUCUUUAGUCAUGGGGAAAAAGGCAUUGCCAGCAGCCCAGAUUAUCCGCGAUGUUCUUGACCUUCCUAUUACGGCUGAAGAAUUACUGUUUGAAAGUCAAAUUAAGCAGGAAAAGCUAUUUCCGACUGCAUCUAUAAUGCCAGGGGUUGAAAAGUUAAUCUACCAUCUGAAUAAGCACAACAUCCCGAUAGCUGUUGCCACCAGCUCAGCCAGAGUGACAUUUGAAAUGAAAACAAGUAGGCACAAAGAAUUCUUCAAUUUAUUCCAUCAUAUUGUGCUAGGAGAUGACCCAGAUGUGAAAAAUGGUAAACCUCAGCCUGAUGCUUUUCUUGUAUGUGCAAAGAGGUUUAACCCCCCUCCGAGCGCCAGAAAGUGUCUUGUAUUUGAAGAUGCCCCAAAUGGAGUUGAAGCAGCACUAGCAGCUGGAAUGCAAGUGGUCAUGGUUCCUGAUGAAAACCUGAAUUCAGAUCUAACAAAGAGAGCAACUUUAGUGCUUAAAUCUCUGGAGGAAUUUAAACCAGAAUUAUUUGGUUUGCCACCUUAUGAAUAAAAUGUAAAGCAAUAACAGUUUAAUGAGAGACAUUCUCUUUAAUAAAUAAUUUUACAUUAAAAAGUUAUAGAGUUUAAAAUAAAAAUAA